This is a messenger RNA of Amoebophrya sp. A25, 1851 nucleotides long. The record is from the annotation of a GenBank genome assembly. Lineage: Eukaryota; Dinophyceae; Syndiniales; Amoebophryaceae.
GCUCACAACAAUCGCACAGUAGUUUCUAUGAUCCAGCGAGUGCUGAGUCAGUAUAAAUUUGGCACCGCCAAGAUUUUUUCACUCGUGUUCCCUUACGCUUGCAAAAAUGUUUUUUUGGCGUCAGAUUUAAUUACUAUCUCAAAGAACGAAGGAAAAGACCCUAAGCGAGGACAAGCUUGCGUGAUUACCUCAAAGCGAGCAAAGGCUGAGUGCAUGAAGAGAGACAGAGACGAAAAAAUAUUGGCAGAGUUUGGAAAUUUUAUCGGGACGUAAGAGUUUGCUGAUCAGCAGUCGUGUGAGAGUAAAAUGGAUCUGAUCAAGGUUACCUAAUUCCUCUUCAUUUAGUUUUUUCAUCAUCUUCUUGUUUCGAGGAUAGAAGUCCAGAUUAUCCGACUCGCUUCUCUCAUUUUGUUGAUCCCUGCAUUUGAUUCCCCUUCAUUGAUUCCAUGCCCAUCGCUCUUUAACCCCGAUCUGGAUCAAUACUUUGUACAUGAGACACUGUCCUCUUUCGUCCAGUAUGUAUCGCAUCCAUUAGUGUGCAUCUACUUAGACUGACUUGAACGACGACAGAGGUCGACUCUGAGACAUGAUGCUGGGUCAAUUUGCGAGACGGGCACUCAAAGUGCGACCGAACGCGAUCCAGAGCCGAGCACUCGGUAAGGCAUUCGAACUUAGUUUUUAUGGCUUCAUUUCAUGAGGAUACUGCCUUGAGAAGCAUUGGCUAAUCAAAUGAGGCUUUUACCACAUCUGUAGGCGUACGAAAAUGGCGUGGAUGUAUCGUGCUAAAGAACGAACUUUCUAAUCGGUGGUGUAUUUUUCAAUUCGAAGACCGACGUCCAGAAUGUGCAUUUUGAUUAUAUGUAGGUACAGCAAAGCGAGGGAAGGAUAUUCUGGAUGUCAAUAGCACAAUGCAGACAGCGCAGAGGUUUUUCACGAAUCCGGCACUAACGUAUUGCAUCCUGAUAGGAUGAAGGAUUGCUUUCUACCUGAUUCAAGAGGGUAUGACAUCGAUCUAUACAUUCAUAAGGAGAUGAUCAAUUUGAAUUUGUUCGUUGUUGAGCAAAUGCUGCCGAGAGUGUUUACCAAAAAACGAUAGCAUGAAGUUGCGCUAGCGCAUUUGAUUUCUUAGGUUUUAUCGACGUCUUUUUAGUUUUUACAAAUUAAGGUAUGUCGAGUUCAAGUAUCAGUGCGAUGCGGUUCGAUUUUUCGCGUUCUGGGGAUUGACGGGCCUAUUGACACUGGACUUGAUUGUUCGACCACUGAAGAGCUCGUAUUUUUGCCAAUGGGGACCAACGUGGUGGCCCAGCAACCUCGUCUCACUCUUCUAUGCUGAUACUUGCGACGUCUUCCUCCAGAAACCUCCCACUUUUGCUGGUACCUCACCAGGAGAGGCUGCGUCGGACCUCAGCAAGCUGAAAUGAAGAUGAGCGAGGCUGAGUCAUUCCUUAAGCCCCUGGACUCGAUUUUCCUUCAGACGGUGCAGCGCAACAGCGCAUUUGGCUGUCAAGAACAGCUGUACCUAUUAGAACAUUCAUGCCUCCGUGAUGUACACCAGGUCUCGGAUGCGGAUAGGUGCAUCCACCAUUCUGUGUUGACAUAUCAUUCGUUUUACUCCCGUCAAAAUACUAUGUGUGUGUGUGUGUGUGUGCCAAAGUACUUAUCACUAAUUUCGGAAAUUUCUUUUGCGCCGAUCGAACGUCUGCUUGUAAUGUGUGUACCAAAGCACAAAAAUGCUCAAGAGAUCAGAUAGGAGUCGUUCUUUAUGGAGCGACCCUAUUCAAAGACCGCUCAUACGAUGAAAUGUUGAUGUGCAUUUGCAUUCUAAUGACAAAAAUACUACUUAUGGCACAC